Molecule: messenger RNA, 1305 nt
Organism: Anoplopoma fimbria (sablefish)
Lineage: Eukaryota; Metazoa; Chordata; Actinopteri; Perciformes; Anoplopomatidae
Product: tyrosine-protein kinase STYK1-like
Exons: 9
Coding region: 1-1305 (434 amino acids)
Biological process (GO): positive regulation of kinase activity; multicellular organism development; protein phosphorylation
Cellular component (GO): signaling receptor complex
Molecular function (GO): ATP binding; transmembrane receptor protein tyrosine kinase activity
Source: RefSeq, a predicted model, not a curated record
AUGUCAUCCAACUCCACGGACGAUAAUGUGUGUGCACCGGACGACAACCUCUGUAUUGUAGUUCAGCACAUGCAGGGGGUGAUCAUCGUCCCUACGCUGCUCCUCCUGGGAACCCUGGUCACCUUGCUCGCCCUGUGCAUCCUGAUGUAUUGUCCUAGACGGAAGCGGUCACGGGUCACUGCCCCUCAACGCUACCACAGCUCAUCACACAAACAACGGCACAGCCAAAGACGUGACCUACAGGGCAUUGAUGCACCCCCAGGGAUAAACCCGCUGGAACACGAGGAGCUGCCAAUGUCAGUUCAACAAGUGCAGCAGACUAGAGUCGUGCCAACUGUGGCCGCAGUGCAUCAGGUGUCCACAGAGAGGCAGCAUGGAGCCUUCAGCCAGGUCACUGCCCUGCCAGUGUCCUUCUCCAUUAAGCCUGAUGACACAGUCAGCCUCUACAGAGGCCGCAUGGACGACAGGGACGUCAUCCUGAGGGUUCUGAAAGAAAGCACAGACGGCAGUGAGAAGCAGCACUUUUUGGGUUUUGCUUCCUUCGUGUCAGGCCUGAGGUCCCACCCCUUCCUACCUCAGCUGCUGGGUGUGGUUUCAGUGCAGUCGCCCCUCACGAUGGUUGUGGAGGAGCUGCAGCACAAAGACCUGUUGGGGUACCUGUGGAGAUGUCGAGAGGAUAACUCGGGUUUAGAGUCGUCAUUUGCCAUGACAGAGAAGAGGAUCCUCACCAUGGCAGGACAAGUGGCCUCUGCUCUGGAGUACCUGCACAGUCAGGGCUGCAUCCAUGGCAACGUGGGAGCUCGAAGUGUUCUGGUUGGUGGAGAUCUGACGGCAAAGUUGUGGGGAUUGGGCCCGGCCUACCGCAGGAGAACACAGGCCGCUUCACCGGGGGAGGUAGAGGACAAGGAGAUGAGGAAGUGGCAGGCGCCUGAAGUGUUGGGCAGAAGAAGCACCAUUGAGAGCAGUGACGUAUGGUCUUUUGGUAUCCUGCUCUAUGAAAUGGUCACAUUGGGUGACCCCCCGUUUGCCGAGAUCAAUUCGACUGAACUUCUGCAGCAUCUGCAAAGAGGAAAGCAUCUCAAACGGCCCAUCAGAUGCUCCAACUCACUGUACUCAGUCAUCAGGGCCUGCUGCCAUUGGCACAGUGAACAACGCCUCUCAGUGUCGGAGCUCAUCAGAACGCUUCACGAGGCAGAGAAAUCAGCCAAUGGGAGUAAAGUUCUCCAAGCGUCUGGACCACUGGACAUCGGGAAAUACCUGCAUGAGGCGGGAUAUGGGGAGGCGUACAACUACGCUGUGCUCUGA